AAGAGUGCUGCUGGUCCAGAUGGGUGAAUAAAAAGAAGAUUAGGAUCUCCUUCUACAUCACAUACAUUCUUGAUGAAGACAAAGUAUCAACUGUCAUCAUGUACUGCUCCAAAAGAUUUUUCUUAGGGAUGAGUGGUGCUUUUCCAUUAUGAGGUUUUUAAUUGAACAAAAAAAUCGAGGAUGGCUUUUUAUAACAAGUUACUCUUUUUAACUUCUAAUCAAUAACAGUAAAAUGGUUUGUAAUUGUGAACAUUCCUGGGCAUCAUGUAUUGUCUUCAUUGCCAAAAAUCUCUUCUUGAGAUUCUUGCAUAAGAAUCCUAUGUUGAUUUUUACUAAGAAGGGGAAAAAUUAUUUAUUUAUUUAUCAAUAUACUAUUUAGUACAAUAGUAUUGGACAUAUCAGGAGCAUUACAUAAAUAUUAUUUACAUAUAAAACAUUAGCAGAAUGGGAUAAGACAAUGUGAGGAUAAGGCAGGAAAUAGGCCAUGGCAUAAUCAAAACCAUCCCAGCAUUCAUCGUAGUGCCAAGGAGAAACCAUGGAAAACGCAAGUCGGGAUGACUGGAGGGAGAAUAAACCCCAUUCUCCUGAAUGUGAGAGUCAACUGCAUUAAGAAUGGAGUAGCCACUUCACUCACUAGGGGAAGGGGAAUCAUAAACCACAAUAUCUGCAUUGUAUGUGUGACAUGCACAAUAAUAAAUAAAUGGAAAAGAAAUUUUGAGAAUAACAACACUACUGAAAAUGUGAAAAUAUGUGAACAAAAUACAUAAUACUGCAGAAAAGUACAAAAAGCACAAUAAGUCAGUCAAUUACAUAGGUAAAUCAUGAAUCUCAGAUUUAAAACAACCCUUAAAAAAGUAAUCGCAUAAGCACAUUAUUUAUCUCUGCUUAAAAGUUUAAAGCGCAAGCACAUGAAAAGAUGCCGACACUAUAACCAUCACAAUAACAUAAACACCAAAUUCCUUCUUAGCCAAUGUGUACCACACUGUAACUGAAAUAGAAAAAAAGAAAGCAGAAACAUUCUUUGCAAGGAAAUAAUCAAAAUAACCCAAUAGUCCUUCUAAUUGAAUAAGAAACACUUUGCAAAAGGAAAUGGUUUUAACUCUGAUCUAAAAGCCAUCUCCAGCCUCUUUAUUUAUGUUGGCAGCUGAUUUAUAAAGAAUGACACCAAAGCACCUCACAUGUCCUUGAAUGCAGGUUGUUCUAUUGUAUUCCAUCUGGAGGGACCCACAGUUUGCAAUCAGAGUUGGUUAGCAGGUCUCCAAGUCUUGUCAUAAACACACAUUUGGAUAUGUACAAGGAGGGUACAGUAAGCAAACACAAAUUUUUGAAUAGGGGCUUGCAUCGAUCCCUAGCCAAACUAUGUGACAAGAUUCUGAUAACCCUUCCUGUAAUGCAAAAAUUUCAUUUAAUCAGGUAUUAAAUUUACCCCAGAAAACUAUUCCAUAAGCUGCAAGGGGCUGGCAGUAACCAAAAUAAUCCAUUCUAGCACCACCUGAGGAGUGAACAUAAGAAAUCAUUCUCAGAGCAAAACAUGCAGAACUCAGUCUCUGUGAGAGAUCAGCUAUGUGGUCUUUCCAGUUUGUCUUGGUUGAUAUAUGUUCCUAAAUGUUUUAUGCGUCACACCAAAUAUUAGCCUUGCAGUUAUUGUAAAUGCCAGAUGCAGUUGUUAUUUGUACAUCAUCCUCAAUACACAUUUUACAAUUCCUUCUAAUCCAUUACACAUAGACAUACCAUGGCUAGUCACUAGAAAAGGAAUCUUCAGCAUCAGUAGCAAAAACAUUUUUGUGUUCACACGAGUAUUUAAAGCUUUCUCCUAUUUUUAUAUUGUCCGCACCUGGUAGCUGAGUGGUCAGUGCGACAUCCUGUCAAUCCUACGGGCCCAGGCUCGAUUCCCGGAUGGGUCGGAUAUUGUCUCCACACAGGGACUGGGUGUUGUGUUAUCCUAAUCAUCAUCAUUUCAUCCCCAUCGACGCACAAGUUGCCGAUGUAACGUCAAAUCGAAAGACUUGCACCAGACGGGCGGUCUACCCGACAGGAGGCCCUCGUCACACGCCAUUAUUAUAUUUUUAUAUUUAAUGUUCAGCCAACCACUUCUUUCUGAGCAGCUUUUAUAAAUCCUACAUCAUGAUCCAUAUCAAUACUUGUAAAGUAAUGGUUUACUAUUACCAAUUUGUUUUCCAUGUUUAUCACAUAAACACAAACAAGAUGGAUUGUACAGCUGCUUCAUGUCCAGUAGUAACUCGGGAUUUCAUUCUGAAUUACAAAACUGUACUUUUCAGGAAAGUCCAUUAACAGAAUUGCUUUUUCAGAGGUUAGAUUUUCUUUCAAUUUUUUUCAGGGAUCUCACGUGACACUUAGUUGUAAAUAAAUAAAUAAACAACUGCUGGUUAAGUGCCUUUAAUUUUGUUACAAAGUAUUCAAUAACAGUUACAGAUUUCUUUAACAGUUCUGUCUUAUGGUUUUUGUUAACUCACUGGAUGUACUCUAUUUCUUUAUCAGCAACUUCGGUAAGCUAAUUUUACAUACUAACAGUCUGACAGUUUGUCAUCACUGGGACAGUCGUAGUUUUCUGAGUUACAUACAGGAAAUUCUAUAAGUUCUUUACAUGUUUCUUCAGAGUGUUCUGUAUCCAAAAGCAGUUUUACAUUUUGGUGGUACCACAGAGACAUACCGAUGAGUGCCUGCGGUGUCAGUUAAAAUACACCACUUUGGUCUUAAUGAACAAAGUUUAGAAAAAGCAAUAUUAACGUUUGGGUUCUCACAUUUAAAACAAGGUCAUUUUACACAAACCAUUUUUAUUAACAAUAUUAUUCCAUCAGAAUCUUUGGGUUUCUUAACAGUUUCAUCAUCUCUACUUUCAGAAAUUUUGAGACUGUAAUCUGCUCCACUAUUUCUAGCUUCUGUUUGUCAUAUAAGGCCUUACUGCAAUGUGGAAUGGAUUGAAGUUUUAAGGGAAAGCAACGCAAAUCUUUCAAAGUUUUAUUUGCAUUCUCAGUAUGUUGACUUUUUAGUACUGCCACAUGAAAUGUCACCUCUCACUUACCUGCAUAACUUUCAUUUCCUUCACUGAUUUUAGUUUUUUGCUCACAAAUCAUAUGACAUGUUGUACACAGUUUUUUGCUGUGUUUUACAUAGAUUCUUCUAGCACUUAUAGUUCUUCCUUGAUCAUCUUCUGGAUCAUUGCAAUGCCAAAUCUUGUUGGUCUUCAUUCAUCGCUGAAAAUUUUUGAAGAGUUUUUACUGGAGUUUAGGGCACCAAAUGACUUGAUGUUAACUGUGACUUGUCUUAUGCUCACCGCAUUUAUGAUAACAGAGGAAAGUAACUCACAGAAUGGCAGCUGCUAAAUGGCCUGUUGAAUUGCCUGGACUAGAGCAGCUAGACAGGCUCCUUCGGUGUGGAAUAUGCUAUGAAUAUUUCAGUACAGCAUUGAUGACGGGGUGUUCUCACAACUAUUGUUCAUUAUGCAUCAGAAAAUCUCUUGGGUACAGAACAGAAUGUCCAACAUGUAUGAAGGAAACAUUCGAGUCUCAUCUUCGAAGCAAUAGAAUAUUGGAUGACAUUGUCACUUUGUAUGUUGGGUUUAAAGGUACACUCUUGCCAAUGCUGCUACAUAAGCAUAACAGAUUGACACUGAAUGAAGCGCCAUUUAGUUCAGCAGACGCUGCAGAUGAUAAGCCUGCAAAUACUAAGCAGCAAAUAAAAUGUAUUCCAAGUGAGCGGGAAGCAACAAUAAUAUCUGAAGAGAAACGUAACUGUGAACUGUUUAACAGAGAAAUUAUAUCAAACCCAACUGUGAAAGAAAUAUCAGAUAAUGACCUAAGAAAUGUUGUAACUCCACAAAAAAUCAUCUUUCCCUCUCAGCUGGCUGUAGGGAGACCAUCAACUUCAAAAUCAUCCAUUAAAAUACCAGCCAUGUUUACCAGCCCCAAGAAAAGUGUACAAAAUAUAGAGCCAGCCUUAAAAAAAGUUACUUGUCCAGUAUGCAAUGUUGACAUCCCAGAAAAGAAUAUAAAUUUCCAUUUGGAUAACUGCUUGAAGCGAGAAGAAGACCAAGUGAAGAUCAGAGAACAACAUGAAACUCGGAAGCUACUGAAAAAACCAGUAUUCAGUUUAUUGAAGCAGGCUGACUUGAAAAAGAAAUUGAAAGAGCAUGGAUUAAAUUAUACUGGAAGUCGAGAAACACUUAUUAAAAGAUUUGAAAGGUUCAUCCUGUUGUAUAAUACUGAGUGUGAUUCGCUGAAACCACGGCCAGUGGCAGAUAUCGUAAGACAAUUAGAACAAGAGGAACAGGAGGAAAAGAAAAUACCAGCUCCACAAAAGAUACUUACGUUUCCAAAAAAUAGCGAGAAAUCUGAUGAUAUACGCAGAGAAUAUUUGAAAAAGAACAAAUCAAGUUUUGAAAACUUAAUACAGAUGGCAAAGCAGCGACUGCAACAAGAAAAGCCAGCACAGCUUGCAUCCAGUUCUAACACUGUGAAAGUAUUGGAGGAUGGUGAUCAGGACAGUUUUGGUAACAAUUUCAAGAGAAUGGAGAGUGGUCAAAACAUUCUUCCUAGUAAUGAUGGCGAGAGUAGCAGUACCUCAAGUAUAACAAAUGAAGUGGACAUAAAGAAUAGUGCCAAGAAGUGCUCUAGGAUGCUUCAAUACUCAGAUGAUGAUGAUGACAAUCCUGAAGAGGGUGUCCAAGUUAACUGGAAUUUUCCUUCUACAUCUUUGAUGAAUCAAGCAAGCCAUUCAGCUGAUCAUGCUGCCAAAAAUAUGUGUAAUUUGGUUGGUGACAAUGUGCCUGUCAGUGGAUCACCUUACUCAUCAACUGUAAAAACACCACCGCAAUAUGUGAGAAACAGUGAUAAAAAAGAUAGUGGGAAUGACAGUAAUACAGCAAAUGUACAAGCCUCACCUGUGUUUGCAUCACGAUCAUCACUAAAAAGAGUUAGAAGUGAUUAUUCAGAAGUUCAAGCAUCACCAGAAAUGUUUGCAGAGGAAAUUCAAGAGAGCUGCACUCUGAGAAAUGGUAAUGCCAGUGAUGCUGAGAGUGAGAAAAGUAUCAGCUUGUUAGAAUAUGAUGAAGGUGGCACCAGUAUUCCAGAACAAAGGGAAACACCAUGUCAGUUCCCUCAAGAAAUUGUUUCUAAUAAUGUAGAUGUAAAGGAUGCACCAUCUAAGGAGAUAGAUUUGGGAGGGUCUCCACUCCACCCAUCAUCUGAGGAAUAUGUUCCUUAUGUUCAUCAAAGAAAAAGCAAGAGACGAAAUUUGCAUGCUGCAGAACAAGAGAACUUUGAUAGAGUACUUAGAAAAAGAAGCAAGCGGUGACAGUGAACGAAAUUGCCACAACACGUGCUAAUCACUCCAUAAAGUAUAUCAAUGCAUGUAGAUAAGCAUUAGUGAUGCUUUUAAAGAACUGUAAAUAUUGUUUUGUACAGAUUAUGUAUAUUACAGAAAAAAUACUAUAUUUUUCUCAGUUAGCACAUCACAGAUUUGUAAUAAAACUAUAGUAAAGAAAACUUUUUGUAAUUUGUAAUAAAUGAAUUCAGUUUAUAAAAGAUUUUAAAGCGUACUUUACCAG
Messenger RNA from Schistocerca gregaria, 5566 nucleotides. RefSeq names its product E3 ubiquitin-protein ligase RAD18-like. Gene Ontology annotation, molecular function: single-stranded DNA binding; ubiquitin protein ligase activity. The transcript has 9 exons. NCBI's taxonomy places the organism in Eukaryota, Metazoa, Arthropoda, Insecta, Orthoptera, Acrididae. Gene Ontology annotation, cellular component: nucleus; Rad6-Rad18 complex. Bases 3331 to 5313 code for a protein of 660 amino acids. Gene Ontology annotation, biological process: DNA damage tolerance; protein monoubiquitination. The record is from RefSeq and is a predicted model, not a curated record.